Messenger RNA from Archocentrus centrarchus (flier cichlid), 4685 nucleotides. RefSeq names its product TSC22 domain family protein 1. Gene Ontology annotation, biological process: negative regulation of apoptotic process; positive regulation of cell population proliferation; regulation of transcription by RNA polymerase II. Bases 733 to 3108 code for a protein of 791 amino acids. NCBI's taxonomy places the organism in Eukaryota, Metazoa, Chordata, Actinopteri, Cichliformes, Cichlidae. The transcript is spliced from 3 exons. The record is from RefSeq and is a predicted model, not a curated record. Gene Ontology annotation, cellular component: nucleus; cytosol.
UCCUCUGAGACUGACAGCCCGUUAGCUGCUGCUUCUGCUCACCGGCAAUGAGACAGCAAACACGGAUGCCAUACGACAACCUGAGAUGGAUUUGAUGAGAACUUUUCAGCACUGCAAAGACGGAUAUUUUUCAGACACCGUCGUCCAUUGAGAGCAGAAGGCGUGUCGGGUUCAUUUUUAGUCUCGGGGGUGGGUAAAAGGAGACUCUACGUCCGGGAGAGGGAAUGGAUGCGACGCCUGGUUUCCUGCGACACGCACCGGCCAGCUAAGAGGCUUGUAGAUUCACUUUGAAGACCACUUGAGCGCAGCUGAAUUUACUCACGGUUUGACUUAUUUCUCCGUGCUUAAAGUGACCGUAAUAUCCGCAGAAAUAGUCGUAAUCGGGGGCGGGGGGGGGGGGGGUUGAAGGGUACACGAAGUUCCGGAGGAGCGUAGCUAAUUGACCCAACGCUGCGAUAGCUAGCCAGCGGCUAGCUAAAUUUCGCACUCUUUGUUUAUUUAUUUUUGUAAUCGAUUAUAGUGAUUUUUAUUUUCCUGACCCCGGGCUGAUAGUCUAGUUAGGAGGAGGAUCGCCGCCUGUAAGCUUGCGUUUUAGCCUAACUGCAGCUGGGGACGUUUGGCUUGGUUUUUAAGGUACAUAAAUCACAUGACUUCUUCACUUAUGGCUCGUUAUCUGUGGUAGCUAGUAGGCAGCGCAGCUUUUUGGCCACGAGAAACUCCUUCGCCAUAAAGAUGCACCAUCAGGACUUCUCCGGAGACCAGUCAGGGACCGGGAGCCGGAAAACGGCUUACCACUACAGGAGAGGCAGCAGCGGCGCGCCCCCUGCCUCCUCAGCAGCCGGUGGCAGCGGAGCCGUUGACGACAAUCCAACCCAGGUUGGAUCCUCUUCUCCCGGACUCCACCACCAGCCCCAGUCCCAAGUGGCUGGAGCACAGGUGAAGAAGAAAAGCGGCUUCCAGAUAACAAGUGUCACCUCCGCUCAGAUAAACGUGAGCGGCAACAACAGUUUGGCAGAUGAUACAGAGAGCUAUGAUGAUAUGGAUGAGUCCCACACUGAGGACCUAUCCUCCUCUGAUAUGCUGGAUGUGUCUGUGUCAAAGGCUACUGAUACAGGUGUGCCGGAGAGGAGCUCUUCUGACGAGACUUUGAACAGCCUCCAUGGAGUCGACACACCUGGACUUGUGUCACCAAAUGAGCCUCUGCAACCCCUGCAACCUCAUUCUAUUUCCCAGGGGUCUCAGCAUCACCUGUCUAUGGUAAAUGGAACUGUGCAUCAUCAAUACUAUCCUCAGCACCACAGCCAGGCCCACCAUCAUCACUCUGACAGCUUAGGGGGAGGUGAUGCAUCACUGCCAACACUUCCCAUUGCUCCUUUGGCAAGCUCCAGCCCAUCUAUAGUUUCCAAAGUUGGUCUUAACCAGCCUCAGAGGCCACCAGUAUUUGAUAAUACUAAACCUGCAGGGGUGGCAAGCCAACCAGCACCCCCUGUUGUUGGUUCAACAGCCACUGAUCCACCUAUACAAGGCAAUGUGAACAUUUCUAAUGUACCUGCUGUUGCUGCUGCUCCUGCAGCUCAUCUUGCAGGUUUUGACAAUGCUAAUGUGAGUGGGCAGGUAGCUGCUGUUGGUGGAGGAACUGGUCCAUCAUCUGCUGCUCCCAGCACUCAAACCCACCACACCCAAGCUCAGACAGCCACUGGCUCUCGUUUCAGGGUGGUCAAACUAGACACUAACUCAGAACCGUUCCGCAAAGGAAGAUGGACAUGCACAGAGUAUUAUGAAAAGGAGAUUCCUCAUCCAGCUACAUCGGAGACACCAAAAGGUGCAGAGGUGGUUGCAGACACUGAGGCAGGUAAUGCUGGGAUUAGUCCAGGCAUAGCUGCUGUACAGCCACCUCACACGCUGCAGCCCUAUCAGCCGCCAAGCCAGGACUUCACUAGUCCACAAGCCAUACAGAGUCCACCGCAGGGACUGGCACAAACCACUCCUCUAACCUAUGUUUCACCUCAGGAGGUUGUUGCAGGGAAGCCAGUGGUUCCUGUCAGUGUCCCUCCAGCAUCCCCACAGGUGACACCACAGACUGGUGUGAGUCAGCCUCUACCUGUAAAACCCCAUCAGGUGCCCUAUUCUGUGGAUCCCCACCAGGCUCAACCCCAGGGAGGGUACCCUGCACCUCAGCUCCAAGCAGGUGUCAUGGCCCCAGCAAGUGUCAGACAACCAGACUUUAUCCAGCCCACUGCACCUUUCCAGACACAAGUCCAACCUCCGCCGCCACAUAUCACAGCUGGAAUCUCUGUGACACCAGUGCCAGGGGUUGCAGCACAUCCACCAAUCACCCAGCAGCUGCCCCAUCAAGGUCAGGUUGCCCCACCUCCUCCGGCAACCAUUGCUGUAGGACAGUUACAGACCCUCCCACCUCCACCCCAUCCUCACCCACAGCCACAAAUCCAGCCCCCCUCUGCUGGCACUGUCCCCUUAGUACCCACCCAUGGGACCCCCUACAUGCCUCUGACUGCACUGCAGGCUGACCUGCAGCCCAUCCUCACACCAGGCACACCCUUCACCCAUGUUCCUGCUGGAGGGAGCUCAAUAAAAACAUCCCAGCUGGAGGACGCCCAGAAGCUUCUACUCCAGCACCAAGGCCUGCUGGGCUUGCCCAGGCUGGGGGCUGUGGCAGGUGUAGAGGGGGCAGUGGAAGCUGGCACGGCUGCUGGAACUCUGGCCCAUAUGGGGAUGUCAGCUGAGGCUAGCGCCUUCAUGGUGGCUGCAGGCCUGAGGACUCAUCAUGGUGAAGGAGAGGAGGACAGCUCGUCGGGUGCAAGUGUGGUGGCCAUCGACAACAAGAUCGAGCAAGCAAUGGAUCUGGUCAAGAGCCACCUGAUGUACGCCGUGCGCGAGGAGGUGGAGGUGCUGAAGGAGCAGAUCAAAGAGCUGAUCGAGCGCAACACACAGCUGGAGCAGGAGAACAACCUGCUCAAGACCCUGGCCAGCCCCGAGCAGAUGGCUCAGUUCCAGGCUCAAGUUCAGACCGGUGGCUCCCCGACCGGCGCCGCCCAGCCUCCAGUCCCGGCCGGCCCCUCCAUGCAGAACUCCGGCACAUCUGCGUAACCCAGACGCUGGAGAGCCCCCUGGGGAUGGAAGAAAGAAGAGGAGGAGGAGGAAGGAGUCUCGCCAUACUGUGAACGGACUCUAACAUCAAAACCGACUCUGCCACCGUUUGAGGGAGCGCACACUCGGACUUAACCGGAGGAUGAACCACUCUCUUUUGUUGCACAUUUUAUUUAACUGACUUUGGAGUCGCACCUGUGUGUGUGUGUGUCUGUGUGUGUCUGUGUGUGUGCGCGCGCAUCUUUGCCUCGUCUCCAACUUUUACCACCCGCUUCAGACAAUCCUUGUUGUCAUGCUGAUCAUCGCGUUUGUGAUGAUGAUGAUGAUGCGGGGGAAGGGACAGAGCUGACAGCAGCCGACCCUGUCGCCAUUGUUCAAGGCUGAAAAGGAGGGUGGGAGGAGCUAACAAGGGCCCGGCCAAUCAAACGAACAGGCUCUUGUCGGUGCCGUCGAAUCCCUCGCAGCGUGACCCACUGAAAACGUGCCAUCGUCUCUUGCCUCCCCUCUCUGCCGCUGCUUCACCUCACCUCAACUGUCCAUCAGCGCAGUUUUUUUUUUUUUUUUUAAACUCAUCUUUCUGUUUUCCCAUGCGCACUUUUUUCAAACUUUUAACAAACGAAAGAAGAUUUAUACGACCCGCCCUGGAUUGGGAAAGUCCUGGGUUUCUGAGGAUCACCAGUCUUGACAUUCUUCAAGGAAGGAUGGUCAUAAAAAAAAAAAACAUAAAUAAAUACAUAAUAAUAAUGAAAUAUUAGCUGCUCUUCAUUGUUCACUUUGAGAACUCAGCUUGAGGUCCACGUCGCCCACCCUUAACGCACCCUCCCUGCUCUUUCUUGGAUGGAGCAUUAAAGAUUUAUGCAGGGAAUCAAUGUUUUUUUAGGGAGGGCUGGGAGAGGCUUAUUUUGUCUUUUUUGUUUAUUUGUUUUUUUUCUCUUGUUGAUGUAAUUAAUGUCCAAGUGGUCUGUUAAAAAAAUAAGACAGGACGGCAGUUCAAUAGGACAUGACUGUUUCUAGCUAGUGAACUUUGUAUAGAUGAAAAAUUCCCAGUUAAACUCUGCCAAGUGCCUGGUUUCUAACCAUAGAUACAUAUAUAGAAGCCUUUUUUUAAGUUGUUCUACUACUUUUGUAUAUAUAUCUAUGGUUUUGCCAGGUUUUUUUGAACUACCUGUGAUGUCAUUACUCAGGGUGGGAACAGAAGAGGACGUUUUACCUCCACACUAAGAUGCUGUCUCUCCUGCGGUGACACACAGCCUUGUACUGUAUCUGCUGUCGCUUCAAACUCACUCACUCAAAUGAUCUGGACUCUUUAACCAUUUGGGGACGUGUGUAGUUCUUUUUUAAUCUUAUUAUUUUUUGUGUUUUUUUUUUUUUUUUUGUACAGCCAGGUGUUUGAGUUGCUCGUUGUGCAACUGGAGCGCUGAACACAAUGAGACAUCUGGCUUUAAAAAAAAAAAGGAAAGGAAAAUGCCCAGCAGAAGUAAAUUGAUGUUUUGUGCAUGUUCCUCAGCCCAUCACAAAUGUGACGUUUCAAUUGCACUAGACAGUUGCACCUCAAAUAAAAAGAGAAAAAAGAAAAA